ACCCGGCAUCCUGGCAUACUCUUCCAAACAAAAAAAAAUUAAGUAUAUAGAAUGCCAUCCCUCAGAUGUUCGACUUGGAAAAUGAGCUAUUUUUUAUCCUUGUUCAUUGAAUAUUUGCCGAAAACACCAUGCUAUAGCGAUGAGAAUUUCAUGCGAUUUAAAUAGGCCUGGCCUAAGAUCGAUAUUUAAGGAGUGCGAGCCUUCAUGUCUUUUUGCAGUUGUUUUAAAAAGAAAAUUGAUAAAAAUCGAAUUAAAAUAUAAUAUUAAUAUAUAUAUGAGAAAAAUAAAAACAAAUGAUCUUGCUGAACUAAUUAAUGAGUUCCAAUAGGAAUCGUUACCGAAUAGCAAGUCUGGUCUGUUCGAUUACAAUUCAUAUCGAUUACUUACACUUGUUUAUACACGAAAGAGUCAUCCCUUCAAACAUGUGAAAUAAAAAAACAUCGAUCAUUAUUUUAUCUUUUGUGACAAAAACAUUUGUCAUCUACGGAAAAUCUUUGUAAUCAACUAGUUUCAGAAUAAGAGUAAAUAAUAACGAAAAACUAUAAUUUUCGAAAUUCUUAAACGAAAAUAAAAUUCAAACUAAUAAACUUUAUAUUUAGUCAACGAUCUCGUUCGGAAAAAACAUCCAAUGAUUUGUUAGAAAUUGACAGGUACCAAAUAUUUUUGUUUUUUAUUUUAAAAAAUCUCUCUUCGUUUGCUUUUUGUUUCUUCUUCAAAGUGUUCGUUUUCUCGAAGGUCGUGUUGAUUCGAUUGCUAAGCCAUUUUAUGCAUUUAUUGAUAUUCUAUUAGACGAACAACGUGGUUUACUUAAAUUAAUACGUAUGACAUUAGUUCAAUUUAUUCGUGUUACAUAUGGAAGUACAAUAAAUCGACAAGUACGUCGAUAUAUUGUUAGCUUGUUUCAAGAAGAAUAUAUAGUCAAAUAUUUAAUUAUGCUACGAGAUACAUUUUGGCCAAAGACUCCACCUGUUGAACGACAAACACGUACAGAUGAUGAAAAACGAGAACGAAGACAACAAGCUAAACAACACUUGUUAUCUAAUAUACCAGGUUUUGCAAUGAGAAAAUUUCCAAAUACAAAGAAAUUUAUCUGA
Molecule: messenger RNA, 1094 nt
Organism: Rotaria sp. Silwood2
Lineage: Eukaryota; Metazoa; Rotifera; Eurotatoria; Philodinida; Philodinidae
Source: the annotation of a GenBank genome assembly